AUGUCGGAAAUGUCCAACUGCACCGUUAUCCGCAGCCAAACCUCCCAGAACCACCGGUUCCAACCUUCCAACAUUACCGUCCAAGCGCAGUGCCCGCACAUCGCCAUCCCUCGUCGCAUCUACCUAUCUCCCACCCCGCAAGCCAUCCAGUUCCACAAGUGGACCUUUUCCGUCUCGCAGAUCGCCCUGGACGACGAGACCCUCCCCGCUCGCAUCUACUGCCUGGACUUCUUCCACCGGGCGUUUACCCGGUUCCCUCUUCCGCACACGCAACCCCCCGGGCCGGCUGUUCUGCCCUACGAGACCUUCAACAUGGUGCCCGGGCAAUGGAGCCCGACGCGGUGGCUCGACUUCCACGCCGACAUUGGGGAGUGGCAGCACGUCAUGUUCCCGUACGACGGGCUGGAGGGCUGCUUCGCCGAUGCCCCCUACCGGCCCACGUCUGAUCUGCUCAUCCGCCUGUCGACAGGCGGCGACGCGAACCAGCACGGCGAAGGAGCCAUCUACGGCGGCCCGCACAACAAGCUGGUCUUUACGUCGAGAAAGUCUAUCCCCUAUGGGAGUUUCUGGCGGUUCGCCUUUGAGUUCGCCUUUGUCGGGGACCCGCAGUCUUUUCUCUCGCAGCAGGAUAUCGCGGUGCCGCGAGCGAAUGUGGACUCGGUGCCUCGAGACUCUUCGUUGUUCGGGGACUCGGUCCAGAUAUGGGUCACGCAUAAUGGCUUCGAAUCCGCGGCUUCUUUUCAUUAUACCUUUGUCAAGACGUUCCACGGUACGGCGGCGGGAGAUGAUGUGACGGCGCUACUGUUUUGCGUCGCUGGCGUGGAACACAUAAGGGACACCGUGGUGUCGAAUCGCCUGUUCCAGUCCUUGUAUCGUGUCAAGCUCGCGCCUAUUCCUGAGCAGACGUAUUUGUAG
Ustilaginoidea virens is the source of this 915-nucleotide messenger RNA. RefSeq lists its product as uncharacterized. The transcript has a single exon. Bases 1 to 915 code for a protein of 304 amino acids. NCBI's taxonomy places the organism in Eukaryota, Fungi, Ascomycota, Sordariomycetes, Hypocreales, Clavicipitaceae. The record is from RefSeq and is a predicted model, not a curated record.